AACAUUCAUCAUUAGUAAUUAAUGGUAAUUUCCCCCCUCUCUCACAAAAUUACUCACAGUUGAGCAGUACAACACUUGUCUAAGCAGCAAGACGAAGAAUAAGACUUGGGUAAAUGGCGAUGGAGAGAGGUGAGCUGAUUUACAAAAUUUAUAGAGCCCUAACGUAUGGAUUAUCGCCGCUGAUUCAGCUUCACCUCCGGUGGCGCAAAUUCCGCGGCUUGGAACAUCCUCUCCGCUGGCGCGAGCGUCUCGGACUCCCUUCUCUCUCUCGCCCCCCUGGCCCUCUCUUCUGGUUCCACGCUGUCUCCCUUGGUGAAGGAAUGUGUGCGAUUCCUGUUAUCAAAAGCUGCAUAGAGAGGAGGCCUGAUGUAACUGUUUUGAUGACCACAACCACCAAGUCAGCAUUUGAGGUAAUAAAGCACCAGCUUCCAAAUAAUGUCAUUUAUCAGUUUUCUCCAGUUGACACUCCUGGCGCCAUUGAUGCUUUCCUUCGUUAUUGGAAACCAAGUGCAAUCAUGUUAAUGGAAAGUGAACUCUGGCCAAACCUGAUUAUAGGUGCUGCAAAAAAUAGGAUUGCACUUGCAUUGCUUAAUGCUCGAAUAUCUGCAAAAUCUUAUGACAGUUGGUCUCAGCCAUUAGUUAAUUCUCUGACAUCAUUAAUGCUCUCUAAAUUCUUGCUGAUUCUUCCACUGAGCACUACCCAGGCAAUUCGCUUUCAACUGCUGCAGUGUCCACCCUUCGUCAUAAAUUUUUGCGGUGACCUAAAGUAUGCCGUAGGGAACAUUGACACAAAUGAAGAGGAUCAAAGAGCGCUGAAAGAGUUACAGGUACAGCUUAUGGACAGAAAGGUUUGGAUGGCAUCUUCUAUUCAUAAGGGUGAAGAAAAAGUUAUGUUAGGAGUACACAACGCACUAAAGCAAAUACAUCCGGAUAUCAUUACCAUCAUUGUGCCCAGGCAUCCUCAGCAUGGAGAACAAAUUGCUUUGGAAUUGGAGAAAGCAGGAGUAAGGGUAGCAUUACGGUCACGUCAUGAUAAGCUCAUGCCAGGGACAAACAUAUAUGUGGUUGACACAUUAGGUGAAUUACAAAAGUUUUACAGACUAACACCAAUAGCUGUGAUUGGAGGUUCAUUUCUACCAGGUUUAGCUGGUCAUAAUAUUUCAGAAGCCGCUGCAGCAGGCUGUGCUAUUUUGACUGGUCCUUAUAUCGGUCAUUUCUCUCAUAUGGCGACACAGAUGCAGCGCUCGAAUCCUUUGUCAGUAUUACAGGUUUCUGGACACAUUCUUGUUGAAGCUCUCAGCAACCUUCUUAGUGAUGCAAAACUUUUGGAAAAACGUCAAGAAGCUGCUAAGCAAGCUUAUCAUGCUCUGUCUUGUGGGAUCACAGAAAAAGUUUGGAGCCUUCUAGACUUCCACAUUUUUCGGAUUGCACUGGCAAACCAAGAUUGUACUUAGUAAAGAUCAGCCUAAGAGGACAAGGAUUUUUAAGGGAAGGCCUCAAAUGGAAGUGUAUCACAAAUAUCAGUCCAGUGACGAUGAUGCUUGAUUGGCUAGAGGUGAUGUUAUUGCUGGAAUACUAACUGUUAAGGCAUACAAGAGGAGCAGCAGAAAUUCUUCUUCCCAGUGAGAUUGUUCAAAGCUUGAAAUGAAGAACAUGAUAAUCUGAAUGGAGUGCAUUUGCACGUUUGUGGAUUGGACGCGAAGUUCAUGGCUACUAUGACCAAUACUUUGAAAUUUCUUCCAUCUCUGGGAUAAUUUGCUGAUUAAAGUUAUUCACAUCUUGCAUGGCUUCUCCACUACUGUAUAUUGGUUUAUUCCCUAACUGCUCAAGCAUCUUUCUGAGUUUCGCAAUAAUUUCAUCUUCUAUCGGGAUCAUAUACACAGCAUUCAUCAGUACUCUAUUCUGGGAAUAACUGCCUGGAAUGGUGACUGUUGUUGUGGUAACAUAUAAAUGCAGUAUAAUCUUCACCGUAGAAGCGACUUAUAGACGAGAAAACGUCCAGAAAUUUGUUCCGAUAACAAUUUCUUGCAGUUAUGGCGGACUAUGUCUGGGCAUGAACAAUGACAACAUUGACUAAUGCUGAGAAGUAGAGUAUACUAUGUGUUCAACAUACAAAAUGCAGAUCAAAUUAACUAGAACAACUGUUUUUUUUUGUACAAUUGUGGUAUUUGGGCGAGCAUAAUUACUAAUUUCACAGAUUUCAUACUUACUACCUUCCACUAGA
Solanum dulcamara is the source of this 2224-nucleotide messenger RNA. RefSeq names its product probable 3-deoxy-D-manno-octulosonic acid transferase, mitochondrial. The transcript is spliced from 14 exons. Gene Ontology annotation, cellular component: plasma membrane. Gene Ontology annotation, biological process: lipid A biosynthetic process. Gene Ontology annotation, molecular function: transferase activity. The record is from RefSeq and is a predicted model, not a curated record. Bases 114 to 1454 code for a protein of 446 amino acids. NCBI's taxonomy places the organism in Eukaryota, Viridiplantae, Streptophyta, Magnoliopsida, Solanales, Solanaceae.